Messenger RNA from Oryza brachyantha (malo sina), 3457 nucleotides. Its product is annotated as extra-large guanine nucleotide-binding protein 3-like. Gene Ontology annotation, cellular component: heterotrimeric G-protein complex. NCBI's taxonomy places the organism in Eukaryota, Viridiplantae, Streptophyta, Magnoliopsida, Poales, Poaceae. Gene Ontology annotation, molecular function: G protein-coupled receptor binding; guanyl nucleotide binding; GTPase activity. The transcript has 9 exons. The record is from RefSeq and is a predicted model, not a curated record. Gene Ontology annotation, biological process: adenylate cyclase-modulating G protein-coupled receptor signaling pathway. The coding region runs from base 600 to 3170 and encodes 856 amino acids.
GCGAAACCGCUAUAGGAAAGGGAAAGAAAGAAAGAAACCAAGGGUUGGUUUGUUGCUGAAACGGUCGUCUCUUCAAGUCUCGAGUCUGAACCCUCGUCGUCUCCAUCCCAUCCCAUCCCUUCCAGGCUUCCACUACCAUUUCGUCUCAAUUCCCAAUCCAAAAACACAACAAGAGGGGAAAAAAGAGGAGAAAAAUCGCAACUUUACCGGUCCAAGGAUUGGUAGAGAGCAGGGCGAUAGAUAUUCAACUUCGUUAGUCCAAAGGCGACAUCCCUUUCCUACUUGGGCAUCAACUCGUUCAAAGGUCAGCCUUUUGGAAGUGGGAGUCCUUGACUGACCGGGGGGUGCAGUUGUUGGUGUUUAGUAUGCUUGCUCUUGGUGGUCCAAAGAUUGGGCUUUGACCCGGCUUUGGCCGUCGUCGAGGCCGAUUGAGGCGGCGGCAGCGGGGAAUUCCUCGAUCCGCGGUGAAAAGAUUGGGUUUUGAACUCCACCUGAGAGAGAGAGCUUGGGUUGGAGUGAUUUUUGGUUCUGCUCCAUGUUUACCCGAUUUGGGAGGUGAGGAGGCUAGCUAGGUGUUGGAAGGAUUGCGGCGAGGAGAUAUGGCCGGAGCAGGAGCCGUGGGCGGGAGCAACUGGGAGGAGAUGGUGAGGAGGAUGCUCCCCCCGGGGACGACCAUCCCGGAGGCGCCGGCCAACCUCGACUACUCGAUUGCGCUCGAGUAUGACGGCCCGCCGGUGUCCUACGAGCUCCCCCGGAUCGAUCCUGUCGACCUGCCGGCGAUACCCACGGCGCAGCUGGUGUCCGGCCCGAUUGGGAAUGGCGUGGCGCCGGUCGUCAGGCCUGUGUAUAUGCCAGUGCACCGGAAGCAAGAUGCUCGACGUGCUGAGCCACCGGUUGCACAGGUUAGGAGAAGCUCGGAAUCCGUCGAUUCGGUACCACGGAAUGAGGAGUUCUCCGACGAUGACUCCUGCUCCGUGUCGCAAGAAUCUGCGCACAAUUAUCAUGGGCAGAGGGCUAAUAGGACAACUGCUCAGGAGGGAAGAAGAGCUCAGGUAGUCACCUUUGGGGUCACUGAGGACAGCAGGUAUGAGAGCAAAGAAUUUGAUGAUGUAUCAGAACAGUAUGUGGCGGUGACCAAGAAGGAGAAGAGGGGAAGGACCUGCAGCCGUUGCGGCAAAAGGAAGUGGGAGAGCAAGGAAUCAUGCAUUGUUUGUGGUGCAAGGUUUUGCAGCUACUGCGUGCUCAGGGCCAUGGGCUCGAUGCCAGAAGGGCGGAAAUGUAUAACUUGCAUUGGCCAGGCAAUCGAUGAGAGCAAGCGGUCCAAGCUAGGGAAGGGUUCGAGGAUACUAUCACGACUGCUCAGCCCAUUGGAAGUAAGGCAAAUACUGAAAGCUGAGAAGGAGUGCCAAGCAAACCAGCUCCGACCUGAGCAACUCAUCAUAAAUGGGUUUCCCCUUAAUCAAGAAGAGAUGGCCAGCUUGCUUAGUUGCCAACGGCCUCCUCAAAAGCUGAAACCUGGAAGAUAUUGGUACGACAAGGAGUCAGGCUUGUGGGGAAAGGAAGGAGAAAAACCAGACAGGACUAUCAGCACUAACCUAGCCUUUAAUGGAAAGCUUCAGCCCAAUGCCAGUAAUGGCAACACGCAGGUUUAUAUGAAUGGAAGAGAAAUUACCAACAUUGAACUGAGAGUUUUGAAGAUCGCACAAGUUCAGUGCCCCCGUGACACUCACUUUUGGGUUUACCAUGAUGGUGGCUAUGAGGAAGAAGGUCAAAACAAUAUCAAAGGGAAAAUAUGGGAGUCACCUGUGACACGUUUUGCAUGUGCCUUGUUUUCACUACCUGUGCCUCCUGCAAACUCUGAUGAACCAAGAGACGAAGCUCCUUAUUCAGCAAGAACGGUUCCUGAUUACUUAGAUCAGAAAAGAGUCCAAAAGCUUCUUAUACUUGGAUCACCUGGAGCUGGUACAAGCACCAUAUUCAAGCAGGCAAAGUUAUUAUACGACACUAGAUUUACCCAAGAAGAACUUGAUAGUAUCAAAUUAAUGAUCCAAAGCAACAUGUUCAAGUACCUCGGGAUCCUUCUUGAGGGCCGUGAGCGUUUUGAGGAAGAGGCUUUAGCUGGAUCAAAUAACCCAAGCUCAGAGGAUGAGAAUACGCAGCAUGAUGGAAGUCAAUCGAAUGGUUCAAAUUCUUGCAUAUACUCGAUAAAUGCAAAGCUGAAGAAGUUCUCAGAUUGGCUUUUGGACAUCAUAGCGAUGGGAGACCUUGAUGCAUUCUUCCCUGCAGCUACGCGUGAAUAUGCUCCAAUUGUUGAGGAAAUGUGGAAGGAUCCUGCCAUACAAGCAACAUAUAAAAGAAAAGACGAAUUGCAUUUUCUCCCUGAUGUUGCUGAGUACUUCUUGAGCAGGGCCAUUGAAGUAUCAAGUAAUGAGUACGAACCUUCAGAGAAGGAUAUAAUUUAUGCUGAAGGAGUAACACAAGGGAAUGGAUUGGCCUUCAUUGAGUUCACCCUGGAUGACCGCAGCCCUAUGUCAGAGCUAUACACUGACAAUCACGAGGCGCACUCUCAGACACUAAACAAAUAUCAGCUGAUUAGAGUAAGUGCCAAGGGAAUGAAUGAGGGAUGCAAGUGGAUGGAAAUGUUUGAGGAUGUCAGCAUGGUGAUAUUCUCAGUAGCACUCAGUGACUAUGACCAGCUGGGGGCCCCUUCAAGUGGCGGCAACAGUCCCCUUAUGAACAAGAUGAUCCAAAGCAGGGACUUGUUUGAGGCUACAAUCAGGCAACCAUGUUUCCGCGACAUGCCAUUUGUUCUUGUGCUCAACAAGUUCGACCUCUUCGAGGAGAAGAUCGGACGCGUCCCGCUCUCCACCUGCGAGUGGUUCAACGACUUCAGCCCGCUCCGGACUCACCACAACAACCAGUCGCUGGCUCACCAGGCGUUCUACUACGUCGCCAUGAAGUUCAAGGAGCUCUACGCCUCCUUCACUGACCGGAAGCUGUUCGUGUGGCAAGCGCGCGCCCGGGACAGGCUGACGGUGGAUGAAGCCUUCAAGUUCAUCAGGGAGGUGCUCAAGUGGGAGGAUGAGAAGGAUGUGGGCGGUUACUACCCAGAUGAGUCGUUCUACAGCACCACAGAGCUCAGCUCCUCACGCCUGAUCAGACAAGAAUGAGGGGAGUGAAUCACAUUGCCCAGAAAGAAACAAAGACUGGAGCUGGAGAAUGUUGCUCUUCUUUUUUUCUCAGUACCUCUAUUUUUCUUCCCCUUGGGGUGAAUUUCCAACCAAUUUAGAUCUGUGCAGGCAGAGAUGGUUACUGAUUGUAUUGUAUAGUGUUUGCUGUGUUAGAUUGUCAGGUGGAGAUGAUGUUUGUGGUGUGUUCUUUAUAGAUCAUUAAUUAAAACAUUUUCCAUACUAAUUUGCCAAUCAAAUAUAGUGGAGGGCAAGAAAUAGUUAGCUUG